Porites lobata is the source of this 933-nucleotide messenger RNA. The record is from the annotation of a GenBank genome assembly. Lineage: Eukaryota; Metazoa; Cnidaria; Anthozoa; Scleractinia; Poritidae.
AUGACGACAGAAAUUUCAAUUGAACGCGAGGCCAAUCUACGGGCUCAAAAGAAAAAGAUUCUGCGAUUACAAAGGCUGAAAUACCUCACCGGGAAACUUGAAAUGGCAGACGCACUAACAGCAAAUGACGCAGAAAAUAAGGAUGCCUCAUUUGCUCAAGGAAAGGAAGAAAAGUCGAGCGAUCAACUUUGCACCAAGGAGCCGCCAGUAGUCGCUUAUGAGGAAGUGAAUGAAAAGCUCACAAACGUCUCUGUUACCAGUGGUAACUCUGAUCGAAGUGGAAACGAGCCAUAUGCGCCAAAACAUAAGAGUCCUGUUUUACCGAGGAGAAAGCGACAUGACGCUGAAGUGACAGUCGAGCAAUGUCAAAAGCUAACUAACAUAGACAGUUCGAAAUUUUCCAUUGUUGUUGAUAAUUCUGAAGUCGAACGAUACACACCUUCGGUUGCGUCUCUUUCUUCGGAAUAUCAUCGGAAAACGAUUGAAAUCAAGAAGAAAGCUGACGAACGGAGGCGAAAUGUUGGAUCACCAAGAUAUAAACAUCCUACCCUACUGAAUUUAUCAUCAAACAGCAAUUCUUUGGCGGUUAAUAACCUUCAACUGCGUCGAAGUUCAAGCCUUACUGAGCUGCGCCAUCAGGAUAAUCAAGAAGAAAUUCAACAUGCCCAACACGCUACAAUCAAUCACGGAACUAGAUGCAAAAGUGAAGAUGUAAGAGCGGUAAUCCCGAACGAGAUUGCGGAGCAUGAAACCGCUCCUUUCCCGCUACGUGCAGCCAGCAUAUCUUCCAUAACCGAUGUAUGUCUCACAACAGAAAAAGAAGAUAUGAAUUUUGGAGUUUUCGCGCGGAAACAACAAGAAAGACUAGAAGAUAAUUUACGACGUGUGGAGCAAAACCUAGACAGCACUUUCAGCAAAUUACGACGUUAUAUA